This is a messenger RNA of Crotalus tigris (Tiger rattlesnake), 10163 nucleotides long. It is a transcript of the gene TET1, whose product is annotated as tet methylcytosine dioxygenase 1. Gene Ontology annotation, molecular function: zinc ion binding; DNA 5-methylcytosine dioxygenase activity; DNA binding. Gene Ontology annotation, cellular component: nucleus. The record is from RefSeq and is a predicted model, not a curated record. Gene Ontology annotation, biological process: positive regulation of transcription by RNA polymerase II; oxidative demethylation. Bases 565 to 7251 code for a protein of 2228 amino acids. The transcript is spliced from 12 exons. Lineage: Eukaryota; Metazoa; Chordata; Lepidosauria; Squamata; Viperidae.
UUCUUUCACAAGGGAGGCGCUUGACUUUUUAGUGACGAAAUCCGUUGCGAAUCCAUUUCGGAAUAACGCCUUGUCUGCCGACCGAUCCCUGGGAAUGGGAGAAGUAAGCAAUCCCGCUCCGAAGUGGGGAUCCAGCUCGUAUUUUACUUUCCGCUCCAGGGCUGCGGCCGGCCGGAGAGCGCAGCGCCGAGCCGCGCGAAGCAGCCUCCCUCCCAGCGGGUCUGGCCGGGGAAGUUACGAAGUAUCCGGGGAGAGCACGUUUUAUUUGCCCCUUGCUCGGGGUCGGGGGGGUGGAUGGGUUUCUCUUUACCUUGGAGGGCUUUUUCUCCCCCCUCUCCUGUCUGCAAAUACAAGUCGGCUGGAUGAGCCAUGGAAGUUUCCUUGCUUUUCUGCAGCGGCGGAUUGCAAAGCCAUGCCUGUUAGUCUCUUCCUGAAAACGCAGCGAAACUGCUCUGUACUACACAGAGAAUGCCCUGACAAAUGUGCAGGCUUCUCCUGAAAUGAAGAACAUUUACAAGACUCCAUGAACUCUAAUUCCAGUGUCACAUCUAGAGUUUGAUAGAAAUGGCCCGGGAUGCCAGAUCUUCACGAUUAAUUAAAAAAGAGGAGAUAAGCAAAAAGAAACCGAGUCCUGCUAAAAAGAAAUCUUGCCAAGGAAUAAAAGAUGCCAAGAAACUGUCCUCAAAGAAAGAGUGUUCUACAAGCUGUAGAAAAUUAACAGAAGACCAGAACGAUGGCAAGAAAAAAUCCCAAAGACGUAAACCUCCAUUAAGUUCGCCAUGCCGAUUUCUUCGGAGCAGUGUAACCAAAGCCUUUUCUGGAACAUCUUGGAUGAAUCUGGAAUUAACUGAUAAUGUUCUCUUCCACAACCAGCCUCCUUUGAGCUACAGUGGCUUUUCCAUGACUCUUCGCAGGAAACCAUUUUCCCAUAGGCUAUUUCAAGUAUCGACAAUCACAAAAGCUAAGAAGAGUGGCCCCCAAAAAAGAGAAAAAGCCAGAUCAGGAAUUUCCUCUGCACUAGAGAGGAAAGAAGUUGAACAGACUACAAGAGCUUUUGCACGAGAUUUAAACUUGAAUAGUGAAUUACCUUCUCCCAAAGGAGACAUGGCUCCGUGUUCUCAGGAAGCAGGCUGGUCCUCUGUAGAUGAUAAUCAAGCCAAAAAGAGAGGGAUCAUGCACCCCCCCAAAAUUUCUGUUUCCAAUAAUGGUGUGACGGAUAAUUCCUGUAAUUCAGGAAUACUAGAAGAAGAACACAGAUGUGAAGAAUUCGUUUCCAGUGAGCAGACUCUGGAAAAUGUGUUUACUAAUACCUCAAAUGAAAUUUUGUCUGAGCCUCUUCUCCACCAAUUACACCUUGACUUUGACACUACUUUAAGGGUACAAGAUGAUGAAUUGGGAACAUCUGUAGAAACAUAUGCAAAGAGUAACCUGAAUUUAUCUCCUGUCCCCCCAGAACAUUUCUGUUCACACUCCUUUUCCAUGUUGAGCCUUUCCUCAGAACAAGACCUAGCAUUGCACAACAAAAGUCCAGAGACUUCUCUGGAGUCUCAUUCCAAAACUGGACAUAAUAUGGUGCUACAUCCCUGUGAAUCCGAUGCUGCCGUUUUGAUUACCUCUGAACUGAUCUCAAAAUUGCAUCUGGAAGACCCCUGUGCGCUGUCGGAACCCUUGAACAAACCAGAUGCUGAGCCUCUUAUUGCAGAAGAAAAGUAUUUGCCAUGUGCCUCUGGAUCAGAAGAUUGCUUAAAGGAACCAGACCUUGUAGGAGACCCACCUAUACCAGAGGACUUGGCGCUGGUGCCAAGCAAUGAAACACUUGAUUCUUCUUUCUACUAUAGCUGUGAGCAACCAAACGAACAGUCAGUCUGUGAACAAAUUUCUAGCAUUUCUUUGAGUAAUUUCACCUUGGAUGACAUUGAACGGACUCUUGAAAGAAUUGCUGCAGAAACAUUCACUUUAGAUUCAGCCUCUGCACCCUUUAAUCUAGAAAGAAAAACCACUAUCCCGGUCAGCAGGGAGGUGUCUGAAGAAAGUUUUUCACAAUCCCUUAAUGCAAGGCUGAACUUGGGUACAGGAGAGGGGAAAGAGCAAAGGAUAGUGCCACCUAACAACUCCAUUUCCAGGCAUUCGGAUCCCUUGCCACAGCUGGGAAGAGAUGGAAAAAUCACAAACUAUCCCCAGGACCCCAAGAAAUGUAACACCAACUCAGUGAUGGCAUCUGAGCCCUUAUCUUUUGAAUCCAUAAACGGAGGUUGCCUUGCCUCUUUGCAACCUGUGCUAGAAAAGAAAAAAAGAAGGCGCUGUGGAGUUUGUGAACCUUGCCUGCGGAAAACUAACUGUGAAGAGUGUAGCUGCUGUAGGAAACGCAAAACUAGCCACCGGAUUUGUAAAAAGAGAAAAUGUGAAGAACUGAAGAAGCCACCACCAUCCCAUCCACUCUCAAAGCAGCCUGCAGAGGUGCUAACUGAAAACAAAAGGCCUCAGAGAAGGAAGCGAAGAGUUCCCAAGGGAGAUCUAAAAAGCAAACUAGUAAAUGGCUGCAGAGCAGAGCUUGUGGAACAUAUUGCACAUGGCCAGGGUGAAAAAUACAAGUUGAAAGCAAACCACUCACUGCCCUGGGAAGAUGUGCAGACAAAUGAAAAAGGAAGUAUGGCCGGCUUAGAAACAGAAAAGUGGGUGCCGAAUGAAAAUCCGUCACUUAACAUCCACGUGAAUGGAGAUCUCUGUAAAGCUGGAACCAGGGAUGAGAACUCAACGCGUUUUGAAAAGGAUGCAAAACUGGCCUAUUCUUCCAGCAUUAUAGAUGAGGUGCCCAAAUUAUUUGCACAUACAGCUAGAAAUGGCAUUAAAAACAUACCACAUUCACCAGCAGAAUGUGACACAUCACUGAAAUCAGAUGUGAGCACACUGAAAAAAGCAGAUGUGAACACUACUGCAGAGCUGGCCAACAGCUGCAAUGACAGUAACUCCAGUGCCUCCUGGAGUGGAGCGGCUCAGCUGAACAACCUCUACCCUUUAGCAACUGGAACCUAUGGUGCUAUUCCAGAAAAGAAGGACCAUGUUGUAGGCCACCAGACAGAAAACCCAAAUGCCAUUCAGGAAGCCGAAAACUCACUUUUGCAAACCAUUUCACUUUUACAUUUGCAGGACAAGCCACCCUGUACCCCUGGGCUUGAAAAGGGUGCUUGUCUUGAUGAUGGUGCUUCAAAUAGUCCUAGUAAGGAUUCCCAACCUGAAGAUCUGCAACUUCAGUCAACUUUUUUAUCUCUGAUUAAAAAUAGAAAUUUAACUGUGGAACAAGUGGUAGCUAUUGAGGCAUUAACACGUUUGUCCGAGGUGCCUUUGGGCCCUCCUUCACCAGCCAAACCAGAGGGUUUAGAGCAGCAAACGUCGCAUUUGCUGAACAGUUACAAAAAGGAUAACCCCUGUCCCUUAAAAUCGUCUGCACUGAAAGUAAUAAAAGGGACUUGCCCGCAAAAAGAUCAGCAGCUUUUUUCCCAUCCUGCCUCUCAGAGGAGAAUCCUCCCGAAGGGUCUACUCUACAAAGCUCAAGGUGCUAUUUCUGAGUUCCCCAGUAAAUCUCCAGGUCCAUCUAACUUACUGCGUAGGUUGCAUUGCACCCCAAAAGACACCAGACCUUUCUCUGCUUUAGUGUCUGGUGGAAAUUCAGGUAUUGCCACCAAGAAAUGUCCUCUUCAUCAUAAAACUGCUCUCGGUCCAUGUUCCAAAAACUCGAGUACCGUCAGACAAUGGUGGAACAGAGGAGAGACGCUUGGCAAAUGGGAAGGAAAGGCUGUUCACAACCUGAAUUUAAAAAGUAAUUCUGUAUUUAAGGGUGGCGUUCACAGCCAAGAUGAAGAAGAGGUAGCCACCCAGCUAACUCAACUCGCAGCAAUAAUUGAAUCGAGCAGAACAAGUCCCAGUCCGAAGAUGACAACAACCCUUCUCAGUCGAUUACCAUCUGAUAUGCAAUCAAAAAAUAAGCAGGAUCAGUGCCUAUUGCAGAAGAAACAAUCUGUAUUUGGGAGGAACAAUUACAGCUCCUUGUUAGUCAAGCAAAGGCAGCCACCCCGGAAGAACGAGAAAUCGGUACCAAGGGCCAAAAGAUUGAAGAAGAAGCCUCAAGUAGUACCAGACCAACCAAGUCAGCUACAGCAAGAAUGUCAGUACGUGCCUGAAUUGCAGGACGUACAGAAAAAGCCUUCUAAACUGCGCAGACUUGGGCGCAUUGCAUCACAAGACACAAAGCUGUCAGCCUUGGGGAGAAAAUCUUCCAAAACCAAAGGACAGAAGACGCGGAAUCGGAAGGCUUUGUCAUCCCAGCAAAAAACGGCGGUGUUAUUUCUUCCCAAAACUCAAAUAAUAUUCCAUCGGCCUUUACCGGCGUCAAUACAAGACAAAAUAAGAAACAAGCCAUUGGGCUGUGAAAUGGUGCCGGAGCCCUUCAAAAUAACCGGCUCUAGCGAUGCACAAGGUGUCAGCAGCCAGAGUGGGGUCCCGGAGGCACUUCAACGUGGAGCCCCACUUUCUAGUAAUCUGCUGAGCGUUGCUCAGUUAAAAACAGACUUUUGCAUAAAACAAGGAAGUGAAAAUGGGCAGAUGUUUACAGAAAAAGACAAGAAUUCUCAGGUACAACAAACCAUGAAUAUCCCUCAGCUGCAUCCUUUUCCUCAGAUCUUCAGUCGGAGAGCUGGCGACAUCUGCGAGGAAAACCAAGCUAGACCACAGGACACUGUGGAACAAAAGGAUCAAAAUCUGCAACUGAUCCCCCGUAACAGUGAUGAUGCCCUGCCAGGGGAUACCAUGCAUACUGUUAGAAAUGUGGAGCAUGUAAGUGAAGCUACAUUUCCAACAUUAAGAACUUUAGAGACUGAAAAGCAACAGGGUACUGGGAACUUAAGGUGUUCUCCAACCAAGAAUACACUCAGUAGUUUUCUUGAAUCUCCCAUGACAUUCUUAGAUACCCCUACAAAGAAUUUAAUUGAUACACCUACAAAGAAAGGACAGAGUAAUUUUCCAACCUGUGACUGCGUGGAACAAAUUGUAGAGAAGGAUGAGGGUCCAUAUUAUACGCACCUUGGAACGGGCCCAAACAUUGCUGCAGUCAGAGAAAUAAUGGAGGACAGGUAUGGAGCAAAAGGAAGCGCUAUAAGAAUAGAGGUAGUGGUGUAUACAGGCAGAGAAGGAAAAAGUUCCCAGGGGUGUCCAAUUGCCAAGUGGGUGAUACGGAGAAGUAGUGAUGAAGAAAAACUGCUCUGCUUAGUUCGUCAGCGUGCAGGACAUCACUGCCAAACUGCUGUGAUUGUGAUACUUAUUUUGGCCUGGGAAGGGAUUCCUCACCUUCUUGCUGACACGUUGUACAAGGAACUGACGCAGAGCCUCAGAAAAUAUGGCUGCCCAACUAGCCGUAGAUGUGCAUUAAAUGAAGAUCGUACUUGUGCCUGUCAAGGUCUCGAUCCAGAGACAUGUGGAGCAUCCUUUUCAUUUGGCUGUUCUUGGAGCAUGUAUUACAAUGGCUGUAAGUUUGCCAGAAGCAAAAUCCCCAGAAAAUUUAGACUUCUCACAGAUGAUCACACCCAAGAAGAAAAUCUGGAAAACAAUUUGCAGACUUUAGCUACUGAUGUGGCUCCGUUAUAUCAGAAACUUGCCCCUGAUGCUUUCCAGAACCAGGUGGAGAAUGAGCAUCUUGGUCCUGACUGUCGUCUUGGGAUCAAAAAAGGCCGGCCUUUCUCUGGUGUGACAGCUUGCAUUGAUUUCUGUGCCCAUGCACACAAGGAUACUCACAACAUGCACAAUGGAAGCACUGUGGUUUGUACUUUAACAAAAGAAGACAACCGUACAGUAGGUGUGAUACCAAAUGACGAGCAGCUUCAUGUGUUGCCUCUUUACAAAAUAUCACAAACAGAUGAAUUUGGCACAGAAGAGGGGCUGGAAGCCAAGAUUAAAACUGGGGCAAUCCAAGUGCUAACGGCUUUCCCCCGAGAAGUGAGAAUGUUAGCUGAGCCACGUAGAGCCACCAAGAAAAAGCCAGAUGUAAAAAAGCAAAGUAUAGCUGGAAAAAAGCAUUCUGCGCCUGUAAGGGGGAAAAACGGACUGCCAGAAAACACCAAGAGAGCAUCCCAGAGUUCGGGGAGCAAACUAACUAUAGUGCAACCUGAGAGAAAAAUGGAGACAGCUGAAUACUUUUCUACCAUGACACCUAAUUUAGGCAUUACUACCGAUUGCUCUCCGUUGAAGCAACAUGCUCCAUCCUCUCCUUUAAAACUAGAUAGUUUAUCCUCUUGCUCUCCAUUAAGUGGUGGUCUAAUGCCAAUAACAAAUAGCCAAGAAGAUGUUUCUACUCCCUACGGGUAUUUACAAUGCAGUAGUAAUAAACCUCAUGUGAAAUCCAAAGGUAAUAAUAAUGUUGACAUGUCCCCUCGUGAUUAUACUGGAAUUGUGAUAGAUGAGAAGAGAAACGGUGUGCCUCUGCUUCUUCAAGACCUGACUAUGUCGAGGUUGGCAGUCAACAGAGAGAAUCUGCCCCUGACCGCUGAACACGAACUGGUUAACAAGCAAAAUUGUGAAGUUAACUUAAAGUCCUCUUCUGCCUCCCAGGUAGCUAGCUCUUGUGAGUCAAUGUUGCAACUGGACACCCCAGAAGAUGUCUCUAGCAAUGAUUCUUCCCAAGAGCACCCAGUGCAAAAGAGUGGAUUACGGCAAAGCCUAAGUUGUGAUUCUACCACUGUGGAGAACAGGUCCGGCGGCCAGCUCUUAAAACACGCCAGUUCUGAAGAAAAAGCAGAAGAAAUGUGGUCCGACAGCGAGCAUAACUUUUUGGAUAAUGACAUUGGGGGGGUAGCUGUAGCGCCAUCCCAUGGUUCUAUCUUAAUUGAAUGUGCACGGCGCGAACUGCACGCCACCACGCCUCUUAAAAAGCCCAACAGGAAUCAUCCCACGCGGAUCUCUUUAGUCUUUUACCAACACAAAAACUUAAAUGAGCCAAAACAUGGGAUAGCCCUGUGGGAGGCCAAAAUGGCAGAGAGAGCAAAAGAGAAAGAAGCUGGAAAAUCAGGAACCGAAACUACUGGUUUGCCAGCCACUGACAAGAAUGCAAAUCAGACCAAUGCAACCCAAGAGAUUUUCUACAAAGAAAGUGAAUUCAACCAAAUUCCAUCUCGCAGAGCAUUAACCGUAACUCAUGAUAAUAUUCUAACAGUGUCUACUUACGCCCUCACACGAGUUGCAGGGCCCUACAACCAUUGGGCAUAAGCUCUUAUAGCAAUGACACAACUUUUGCUUGGAGCAGUGUUAUAAUCCUAAAGGUGCUGUUAAAGAACAAAGUCUCAUAUGGUUUACUCUUUGUUCAUCUCAACCAUUUUGAAGGCUGAGGUAAAAAUUAUUUUGUUUUUAAACUGUGACUUUAUAUAUUUUAACAUCUGGUGAUUCUCAAGUGUGUGUGUGUAUAUGUGCAUGUGUAUUCACAUGCAUGCACUCGCGCACACGCAUAUUUUAAGAAAAAUUGGCUAGAUUAUUAACUGAUUGAAUUACUUGGUUUAUUACCUUUUUGGAAUUUAUACUUUGGUGCUUUGAAUUGUCUGUUUAUUAUAAAUGGGCUUUUCAUAAAGAUUUUAACUGAUUUCAACUUUUAUUAUGUAAAAUCAAGUUAAACAGUAUUAGCUAUACACAGCUCUUGGUGCUUAAUCACAUUGAACAGUUAAAAAUAAGCUGAUUUUAUUUCUUUAUGGUGCCAUUGCUCUUACAGCUUCCAAUCACUUGCUGUGGAUCCUAGCUUAAGGAGAAAGAACCAAUGAUGAUUUAUUUGUAUAUAGAUUUUUCUCAUGUAUAUAUAGUUUGUGUGUGCAUGUGUGCAUGAUCCACAUGCAAACAAAUAUCACAAAUAAUGGUUGGAGGUUAUAAAUGUAAAUAUAUAUAAAUAUAUAUUUUUAAAAGCACUUUCUAUUUUUAAAGUUAACUUGAAAUAGUAUAAGGAUCACAUCUGUCUAAGGUUUGUGCAUUCUCUACCAAGGAAUUUAUUUUUUCUUACUAUAUAAAGUUCCAUAUUGCUACACCAAUUCAUAGAUAUUGAAAAUACUUGGGUUUUAGAUUCUUCCCUUCUCUUUUUUUCCAUUGCUUUUUUUUAAAUAAAAAAGCUGAUAAAGUCCACAAAAAUUCAUUAUUUGCAAAUAUAAAUUAAGUCAUUUAUCUAUACUUGUAUUUCUAGGGUCUUUUUUAAAAAAGAGUUUAUAAUUUGAGCAAUAAGGGCAAAUGUUAUCUCAUAGGGGGCAUUCCAAGUUUUAUGGGACAAUACAAUCAGGCAUCAUCCAGGGUGUAGUUCCAUACAUCUUGAAGUCACCCUGUUAGGAAAGAAGUUUUCUAGGGCCUCAAUGUGUAAAUUGCAAUACCUUGUUAUCAUGUUGGAUUUUAAGAGAUCUGCCCUAUCAGUAGUGUAAGAAUACAUCUAAAUUUAUUAUGCAUCCAAAAUGUUCUUCAGUGGUGAGUUGCCCAUCAGCCUGAUCUAGACAGGUUUACUUGAAGCUCAAUCCCAUUGUGUUCAGUGGGCUUUCUGCCAGGUAAGUGAACAUCUGAUUAUCAUAUGCAGUUUUCUCCUCUCUUUCACCUCUGAAUAAGACACACCGAUAUUCCUAAGUGAUUAAUUCCACAACACAUGCAUAGUUCCACAUCCCACUUGGUAUUUUCAGUCAGGAAAUAAAGUCUGUAAUGGGCAUUGGUCUGUGUUGCAGACCCAUCCAGAGUACAAUGGCUGACUUCUUGGUUGCAAAAUUACUAUGUAACAUGCCAUUUCUUCUUUGUGUCAUACCCUUUUCUGAAGGGUAACCCAUGCAGCAUUACAGGCUCAAAGACUUUGAAAAUGUUUUCCAACCUGGGAACACUGUUCAGUGUUUCAGCAUGCACUUCAUGUGCCAGUUGAACUGCUAAGUGCAAUGGCUGGAUUGAUCAACCCAACUUUUUGUUUCAGUCAAGAACCAGGAAAAGCAAUUGCCAAUGGGGAUUUGCUGAAGAGAUUGAGUUGUGCGAGGUAGAGUUCCAUUUUGUAGACAGAACUUAACUAGAUUGAGGUUCCCAGCUCAAAACUAGCGGCAGAAUGAUAUCUUCUAGCAGACUUAAAAGUUGCCAACUCGCUUAACAGAUAUCACAAAGGCUUUUAUGUGGAUUACCAUGCCCGGGUUUUCCCAACAUCUUACUACCGCUUCUCGUUUCUUAGCACCUGUUACUUGGAGUGGCCACAUCCUUUGUUUAACAGGAACAACACUAAAUGAUCAAAUACUCACAGAGCUUUAAUAUUAAAUAGUGAAAAUCUCAAAGGUGAUAUAAUGACAUCUGUGUGACCAACAGUGCUUUUGUCAGUUCUGUUGAGAAGCAGAACUAUUAAAAUAGAGCUCAGGACUCUGGGCCGCUAGAAUCAAGAGAAUUUGGUAUAUUUGGAAUGAAGAAAAGGGAAGAAAUUAAGUAACAAGAUCAUAUUUUUAGACAAGUGGAUGCCAGGGAUUUUAUCAGUCUUAAAAUUAUUUCCAUGCCAUGAUCUAAAUUAUAUAAUAUUAUUGAAGCUAAAUCAGUAAGUUUAACCAGUCCCAAUUUGAUAGGGCUGUGUGUAUGGGGGAACCAGACUUUGAUUCCAAAUUAAAUUAAAUCACCUAGCAUCCAUUUGUCCUAAUGACAACAUCUUAAUUUUAAACAUUACAGGAAAAAUGUCAGGCUUUUCUUUUUUGUAUGGUGUAGUUAUUUGAAUUAGCCAAUUGUUAUCAUAUUAUGAGCCUUUGUGAGUAAACACACCCUGUAGUUUAUAUACAAGAAUGAAGCUAUUUACUAAUUAUCCAGUUUAAUCAGGGCAGUCAUGAAAUUAACUCUUAAUUUUACAUCUCUCCCUCUCCUUUUCCUGCUUCAUGAUGUACAUAAGUGCCACCAGAAUAACCAGAAAUAAAAUAUUUGUUAUAACAUACCUGAUAAUAUUUUGCAGUGGUGCUGUAACAUGUAAAUGUCUAGAUCUGCUUUUUAAAAAAACAAACAAAAUCUAGACAUGGUGCUUUUAUUAUUAAAUGUCUACUCUUGUGUAUUUAAUCUGAGAAGAUAAUUAAAAAAAUAAAGAAAUAGUUGAUACAUAUAGCUUGUCCCAGCCUUCUCCAAAGUAUUCGCUGACUGUUGGAAUGGAAGUAAAAAAAAAA